GCUCUUAAUAGGUUCUUAACAGUGAUAGUGCGACUAGUAGCGGUUCACAAUUGUCUUAGCAUUGUCCGCAAAGAAAUUACCAUGAACACACAUAUUCUUUUUUGUUUGGUUUUAGUGGUUGCUGCUGCUGAAUCUGCUAAACUGCCGGAAAAACAAUGCAAACCUGGAGAUGUUAAAAUGGAAGACUGCAAUAGAUGCUUUUGCGCCGCAGGAUUAUGGGCCUGUACAAGAAUCGGCUGCUUACAAGACGUUCAACAGCCAGCAGUAGCCAAUAAAAUCAAGAAACGCAAUGUUGUAACUCCCAAAGACGCAAAUGAGCCCUGCAAAGAUGGAGAUAUCACCUCGUUUGAUAAUAAUUGCAACAUGUGUACUUGUAGCAAUGGAUUAUGGGCUUGUACACUGAAAUUUUGCCUGUAAUUCAUCCCAUAAUCUGGAAUAAGUCCGUUAUGCUUAGGAAUAAGGGUUUUAUACAGUAGUUGUUUAAAAAUAUAUUUGUCAGCAAUUGAA
Messenger RNA from Dendroctonus ponderosae (mountain pine beetle), 507 nucleotides. RefSeq names its product serine protease inhibitor I/II. The record is from RefSeq and is a predicted model, not a curated record. The transcript is spliced from 4 exons. Gene Ontology annotation, molecular function: peptidase inhibitor activity. The coding region runs from base 82 to 417 and encodes 111 amino acids. NCBI's taxonomy places the organism in Eukaryota, Metazoa, Arthropoda, Insecta, Coleoptera, Curculionidae.